Molecule: messenger RNA, 2115 nt
Organism: Talaromyces rugulosus
Lineage: Eukaryota; Fungi; Ascomycota; Eurotiomycetes; Eurotiales; Trichocomaceae
Exons: 4
Coding region: 1-2115 (704 amino acids)
Biological process (GO): regulation of DNA-templated transcription
Molecular function (GO): DNA-binding transcription factor activity, RNA polymerase II-specific; zinc ion binding
Source: RefSeq, a predicted model, not a curated record
AUGGGUCGCAAUAGGAAGAAGAUCCUCCAAGACGUCAUCGACGACAUACCGGAUGCCAAACUUCAAGGCUUUCCGGAUGAACCAGGGACAUUAUAUCACGCUUUGAAUCUCCGACUUGAUAUACAGGGCAUAACCUCCAACUACAAGUGUAAUUUACAAGUACAAGUCAACAGACGAGCGUCAACGACCUCACUUCGUCCGCAUGCACCAAAGACAGUUGCGGAGCCCGUCUUAGUCCCUCCAACCUCGCCCGGUAGAAAGCGCAAGGUCAAGUGUCAGCUCACCGAUAAGGAUGUCGAUACUUGCGCUGAGUGCAUCAAGAGUGGCACGCAAUGCACUAUCGAAGCCCCUGACACCGACGAAAAUUUAGGAAGCUCUCCGAGUCAUGCGCACAAGAAAGAAUACGAUUCAAGACUAGAGCGCAUCGAAUCUCUCCUGAGAAAGCUAGUGGAUGCCCAUGAGCAGCAGUCCAGUUCAUCCGCACAGUUACCGACCGCAUCCUCGUCUAUUUGGAACGACUUUCUGCUUAAUACACCGGUCGAUGAUAUUCUUUCUCUCGCCGACGACCGUGGUCUGGCCACCCCACAACAACCAGAGACGCCAGACGCCAAGAAGUCACUUGUAGCUCUUCUGCCUUCUGAACAAGACGCAGUAACCAUCGUUACAAACUCCACUGCUUGGCGCUGGGGAGCAGAAAAUCCUCCUGGGAGCGUUCUAAAGUCAGACGACACAAUGAGGCUCCUCGAAACCGCUACCAUUUCGAGAGGCAGUGCAAUCCAUGUCGCUAAAACCUUGCUAUUAUUUGCUCUAUACAUGCAACAACUCCCUUCUACUUUCGAUAUGCAGCUUUCAAAAUGUGAAAGCGUCGAAAAGGCCAUUGAAUUGAUUGUGGAGCAAGUCGGCUUAUUCAUGCUCUCUAACGAAGACGAUACUUGCACUUUAGACGGCCUGGAAUGCUUGACUUUGCUAAGUUUGAUCCCACUUAAUGAUGCUGCUAUACGGAAAGCGUGGAUGGCUUUUAGAAGGGUUCUCGACGUCUCUAGAUUAAAUGGGCUCCAGAACAGCUUCUCGCUUUCCGCGCGCAACUCGUCUAGCAGCGACAUGGCCCUUCGCAGACGCCUGUGGCUGUCGGCUGCCUGCGGGGACUGCUACUGUAGUCUUCUCCUUGGACUUGAACCUGGUGUUGGCCUCGAACCGUUUGGUCCUCAGAGCGAACGAUGGAGUGACCCAUCUGCUGAUGACGAUGCUAAUGUUCAGCGCCGGAUUUGUCUCAUCAUGGUGCGCAUUGCACAGAGAAACGUACUGGGCCUGCACCAUGACCGUCAUAUACUCCAAGAUAUAGAUAUGGCGUUAAAUGAACUGCAAGACCCUAUGUUAUCCGAUUGGUGGAAAAUCCCAUCGUUUCGCGAGGGUCGAUCACUAGAUUCAGCCAAAGAGCCUAACCGUCUUGUAUGCCAGCUAUGGUUUCUGCAAGCACAAAUAUUUACACAUAUGCCCAUCGCUUUUGGAAAGGCAGCCGCUGAAGCAAUACACAGUCUCGAUACCUGUAUAGAAGCAUCCAGGUUUACUCUUAACCGGUACAUUGGGUUGCUAUACGCAAGAGAUCAGCUAUCUCGUUGCAGAACAGUUGACCAGGCAGUUUUCUUUGCUGCAGUAGUUCUAAUUCUUGCGAAAGUUCAGGUUCGACAUCUCAAGAUGCCUUUCACGGCCUCAAAAUACGAUUCAGACCGAGCUUUGGUGGAGCAAGUCGUUGAUUCCUUUGAAGCCGUUGGGAAAAUAAGCCACAGAGAGCAUGUAGGCAGGGACAUAUUUCACAUUCUCUCUUCCUUGCUGAACAUUUCUGGAUCACAAGACCUCUUCUCAAAAGACGACUCAUCGUGUAAUUCUGAGGUUUUUGGUGGGAGUCAUUUGGCCACGUCUAAGUCUGGGAUGGAAGAUAUAAUUGCAUCUUCGAUCCAGCCAGUCCUUGAUCCGCAAAGCCCGGCUUCACAUUUGAUAGCCAUUUUUCUCGCAACUAGUCGGUUUGCACCGGCAGCUCCAAAUAACAGUCAAGAACUUUCGCCCAGAUUUAAAGGAAUUGGCUUUGAUGAUUUCAUAGAUACAACUCUUCUCUAG